Messenger RNA from Phodopus roborovskii (desert hamster), 797 nucleotides. Its product is annotated as probable bifunctional dTTP/UTP pyrophosphatase/methyltransferase protein. The record is from RefSeq and is a predicted model, not a curated record. The transcript has 3 exons. Bases 169 to 513 code for a protein of 114 amino acids. Lineage: Eukaryota; Metazoa; Chordata; Mammalia; Rodentia; Cricetidae. Gene Ontology annotation, molecular function: nucleoside triphosphate diphosphatase activity.
CCCAGGGCAGAGUGGGCGGGGCCUCUGCAUGGAGCUCCAGCCUCUGCCCACCCCAGCCCUGCCCCUUGCCAACCACGCCCUGUCCCGCCUUCCCUGGCCCCGCCCAGGCUGAGUGGCCAGCAGCACAGUGUCAUCACCGGUGUGGCCAUCUUGAGGCCACUGUGGUGGAUGCAGCUUCAGGAGCCAAGUUCCAUAUGCCCAGAGGCCCCAGAGGCGGAAGGGGACCCAGAAGCAGAAGUGGAAUUGUCACUGUUCCACGAAGAGACCCAUGUGACAUUCUCGCGGCUAUCGGAGCCACUGCUGUGCGAAUACGUGGAGAGCGGGGAGCCUCUGGACAAGGCUGGCGCCCAUGGGCUUCAGGCGCGAGGUGGUGCCCUAGCAGAGCGCGUGGAAGGAGAUUUCUUCAAUGCCGUGGGGUUUCCACUCAACCGCUGCAUGCGUGAGCUGGCUGCCAUCUUCCCUGAUGUGGGACCACACGUCCCUGUCAGCCAGCGUCCGGCCACACCCCAAUAAUGAGGAUUGUAGAUGGAGAGUGAGUAUAGCAAGGUUCCCUCAAGUGCAUCACUUCCCAGUGCUAGGACACAGGACAUGGGGUGAGGUGUGUGGAGGCAGGGUUAGGGGACAGGCCCACCGAGGGGAGUACACCUAAACCCGCCCCUGUGGCCCUGCCCCUCCUGAUGCCCCGCCCUCACCAUCUCCAUGGGCCCUGCCCUUGCCCCCACUGGGUCCUGCAUGAGCAGCUUCACUAUCAGAUGCCUGUGAUGGACAUUUGACAUCAGGAGCAGGGUCAGGGGAGG